AUGCAGGAACCUGAAGAAUCGCAAAAGGUGUUUGACGAUAUGUUCGAAUGGAUUAACAGUCGUACCGAAGAGGUGAAUCAGCGUGAAGAGUGA
This is a messenger RNA of Perkinsus marinus ATCC 50983, 93 nucleotides long. RefSeq lists its product as hypothetical. The record is from RefSeq and is a predicted model, not a curated record. The coding region runs from base 1 to 93 and encodes 30 amino acids. The transcript is spliced from 2 exons. NCBI's taxonomy places the organism in Eukaryota, Perkinsozoa, Perkinsida, Perkinsidae.